GGUGGUGGUGUUGUGACGAGCACCCACGCGUGUGACCGCCUGCUUUCGAUCGCGUUGCGCGACACCGACAGUAGGGAGAACUACACCCUCGUGGUGGGUCAAGACUCACCCCAUCGCCGAUGGCAGUGUCAGUACGGCGCCGGCGGUUGUUGUUAGAGCACGCGGUUUUCCCAACAAUUUUCCACGGUCGCUUUUCGAUCUCGAUCUCGCGCGGGAUGUUCGCGAUUUUGAGUUCUCCGCCUCGAUCCGACGAUACGUAGAUCGCUUUUCUUCUGUUCCGUCGAUCCGCGAAUUUCACGAUUGGGAAGAGAAGAAAAAGAGAGAAAAAUUGCGUCGCUCGCUCGUCGACAGGGGUGCGUGUUUGCCGUCGUGGGUGGCGCUUCUAGUGUCGGGGAGGUGCAAAGGACAUUUUUUUCCGGACGAUACAUAAGAUUGCGAAUGUAAGUUGACGGAUGGUGCUGGUGAAAAAUCCGUCUCCGACGCGCGGUCAGAGCCCAUCACGAGAAAAUGGGCAGAACGAGAGGAGAAGGAAAGGCCGGGGUUCGCGAGGAAACAGCCCCGCCGAGCGGAAUAGUUCCCGAGGAAAUAGUCCAGGAAAGAGCGGCAGCUUCAAUGCCAAGGAAAAGGGGAAAAGUGCGCUUCUGCAAUCACAGGGCAACGAGGUCGGUAGCAUCGAAAAAUUGAUAGAUGGCGAUAGACGGGUAAUCGCGACCAAACAUCUACUUCCAGAGAACAACAUAAACGUCGUGGUCAGGGUCCGUCCGCUCAAUAAUAAAGAGAUUAAAGCUGGUGACGAGAUGGUCGUGCAGUUUCCCGGCGACGGCCAAAUAUACUGCGACGCGAUCACAAGCAGCGGCGACAGGAAACCGAAGUUAUUCUCCUAUAAUGUGGUUUUUGAGCCCAACGCCACGCAGGAGGAUAUCCUGCAGUACUCCGGCAUUAAGAACCUCAUCGAGAUGGCGGUGGAAGGCUUCAGCUGCACCGCGUUUUGCUACGGACAGACCGGAAGUGGCAAGACACACACGCUGACCGGACCUCCGAGACUUUUCGAAAAGAUGAAUCCUUACUCGGAGGACCACGGUUUGGUCUUCCGUUCCUUCGUCUACCUAUUUAAGGUCCUUCAAAAACAGGAAAACUGCAAUUUUGUGUUGAAAGCUUCCUUCCUGGAAAUUUAUAAUGAGAAGGUGAUAGAUCUCUUAAAUCCCGGCACUUCGAGGAAACCACUGGCGGUUCGAUGGAGUAAGAAGACACGCGGUUUUUUUGUCGAAAAUCUCUUCACGGUAGAAUGCGAAGAGCUGGAUGAUCUUCUAGCGGUUCUUGAAGAAGGAAUGAGAAAUAGAUCUAUUGGUACGCACAAUAUGAACGAAUAUUCUAGCAGGAGCCACUCGAUUUUGACUGUAAAUAUAACUUCGGAACAAGCAAUGGAGAACGGUGUGUUCAUCUCGAAACAAGGCAAGAUUAAUUUCGUGGACCUCGCUGGGAGCGAAAUGACGAAGAAAACUCAAAGCGAGGGCAAAACCUUGGAAGAAGCGAACAACAUUAACAAGAGUCUUAUGGUGUUAGGAUACUGCAUCGCUUCCUUGAGCGAUGGAAAACGGAAAGGGGGCCAUAUUCCUUAUCGAGACAGCAAAUUGACGAAGCUCUUGGCCGACAGCCUUGCCGGAAAUGGCGUUACGUUGAUGAUUGCCUGUGUUUCACCAGCUCGUUCGAAUGCGAGCGAAACUUUAAACACCUUGAGGUACGCUGCAAGAGCCAAAAAGAUUUUUACGAAACCCAUUGUUGUAAUGGACCCACGCGAGGCUCUGAUCCUCAGCUUAAAACGCGAAGUCGGAGCUCUUCAGACCGAGAACGACCAUCUGAGGAUUGCCCUUAAUCUUAGUACCGAAGCUCAAAAUGAGAUUCGCAGCGAAUCUAAAACCGACAGGUUAAUAUCCCUAACACCACCACCGGUGGAUCUCGAAAAAUUGGCAGAAAUGGAGAGCUCAGAGCUCAGCCAGUUGAUACACGCAUAUAUAACCGAAAACGAAGCGCUACGACGCGAAAAUGCAGAACUCUACGCUACGAGGGACCAAGUGAUACGGGACCAGGAACUCGUUUGCCGAGAAAACGAAAGAUUGUUGAAGAAACUCGAGGACGUGAAUUCGGUAUGCUGUCGAUCACCUAUAAUACCAGCACGACCUUCGUACUCGGCGGAAUUGUUAAACGAUAAUAACGAAGAUGUACCUGGCGCGACGAAUGUCUGGACCAAUCCGAACGCUGCUCCUAGCCCAGUGUAUUCCUUUUCGCGGCAUACGAACAACAGUGCAUUGUACAGAUCAGCUGGUAGUAUGCCAGAAAAGGUGUUAAAGGAGCUCGACAAACGUAGAAUUGUCGGCAGUUACAACAAUAUUGCCGAAGCCUAUAAAGACAAGAAUAACCAUCGUCGUCACAAUUCGUGGGAUAAUAGUAAUCGGCCCAUGAUCAGUCCGGAACAAAGAAUUUCCCCCAUAGAUAUCAACAAUCAGCGAAAAACGCCUGUGCGACGCACCUCGACAGUUCCUGAAGAGAAUAAGCCUCCAUCGACAAGAUCGAGUGAGCUUGCUGCAGGUGAUACUACGAUCACUAAUAAUAUCACAAGCACGACUACACCUAAUAUCAAUACCACCACCAACGCUGUGGCGUCGAUCGAGCAAUCGUUCAACAACGGAUCACCUGAUUCGAUCCUGAGUGGACCUUUGGAGGAGAGUGCGAAUUCUGCUCCCAAUACUGCAGAUUCAGUCGCUCCCACAGCACCUUUCCCGCCGAUAUCAUCGCACACAUCAUCCUUUGGCACACUGGAACCAUCGCAGGAUCGGAAGUCCUCUCGAAGUGACAGGAAAAAUGUCGGCACAGCCAGGGAUGAGCAAAGAGCGUUCGGCAGCCCAGUUUCUGUCGACGUCGAAGAUGGGCAUUUUUAGAACGGAUUAUAAGAAUAAUGAACCAUAUUCUAAGCAUACUUUUAGUCUUAAAUGUGGCAGUUUGAUUCUAAGCAUCAUUUGCUUCAAACAAACGUCGUGUAGAAUAUUACUUCAACUCAUCGACUAGCCACGCAUUAACUGAAUAAGCAAAAAGAAUCAGGCCGAAUGAAUUGUCGUCGACUUAACGUUAAGUAAUUGUUAAAUCAUGUACGAUUGCCUAAUCUUAAUUGUAAUAUAUACUUCUCGAUACACUUGUCAAAUGAAGUCUAAUAAAGUCUUAGUUUAUA
Molecule: messenger RNA, 3223 nt
Organism: Harpegnathos saltator (Jerdon's jumping ant)
Lineage: Eukaryota; Metazoa; Arthropoda; Insecta; Hymenoptera; Formicidae
Product: kinesin-like protein KIF12
Exons: 16
Coding region: 453-2936 (827 amino acids)
Biological process (GO): microtubule-based movement; spindle elongation; mitotic spindle organization
Cellular component (GO): microtubule associated complex
Molecular function (GO): microtubule binding; ATP binding; microtubule motor activity
Source: RefSeq, a predicted model, not a curated record